CCUCUCCUCGAUUAUUUUCCACUCAGUUGCUCGCAGUUUAAAAUGGCGGCGUUGACUAACGCCGAGUCCCCACCGCCCGUCUUCAACGGUGACACGAUGGACCGAGACCCGGAGCGGGAACGGGGACUGGAGGAGCUGGGAGCCUGCCUGGACCCAGCCUGUUCGGUGGGGAUCCCGGAAUGUCCGCAGGACGAGGAGAUCUGGAAUAUCAAACAGAUGAUCAAGCUGACACAGGAGCACUUAGAGGCACUACUGGACAAGUUUGGAGGAGAAUGUAACCCUCCGUCUAUAUAUCUGGAGGCCUAUGAGGAGUACACCAGUAAACUGGAUGCUCUACAGCAGAGGGAGCAGCAGCUCCUGGAGGCUAUGGGAAACGGGACAGACUUCUACUCCUCCUCUCCUACGCCCCCCUCCCUCCUGGAUGGUGGUUUGAGCUGUUCUGGGGGCACUCAGUUCCUUCUCCCCUCCGCCCCCAACACCCUGGCUGUCCUUCAGACCCCUACAGACGGACGGGCCAAUCCCCGCUCCCCUCAGAAACCCAUCGUCAGGGUGUUCCUGCCCAACAAACAGCGGACCGUGGUCCCAGCCCGCUGUGGCAUGACAGUCAGAGACUCUCUGAAGAAGGCUUUAAUGAUGAGGGGACUAAUCCCUGAGUGCUGUGCUGUCUACAGGAUACAGGACGGAGAGAAGAAGCCUCUUGGCUGGGACACAGACAUCUCCUGGCUGACGGGGGAGGAGCUACACGUGGAAGUGCUGGAGAACGUCCCUCUGACCACACACAACUUUGUGAGGAAGACGUUUUUUACGUUGGCCUUCUGCGAUUUUUGCCGGAAGCUUCUGUUCCAGGGUUUCCGAUGUCAGACGUGUGGCUAUAAGUUCCACCAGCGUUGCAGCACAGAGGUGCCGCUCAUGUGUGUCAACUACGACCAGCUAGAUUUGUUGCUGGUGUCCAAGUUCUUUGAGCACCACCCCAUCACCCAGGAGGAGGCGUCAUCAGAGGGCACCACCCCCGUGUCCGAGGCCUACCCGUCACUGCCCCCAUCCGACUCCACCGGGUCCCUGUGCCACGCCAGUGUGUCCCCGUCCAAGUCCAUCCCGAUCCCCCAGAAUUUCAGGCCCGGAGAAGAGGACCACAGGAACCAGUUUGGACAGAGAGAUCGCUCGUCCUCCGCUCCCAACGUCCACAUCAACACCAUCGAACCCGUCAACAUAGACGACUUGAUUCGAGACCAAGGUUUACAGAGGUCAGAAGGAGCCCCCCCCUUGCAGACCCACCCACCCGCCCGCUGCUUGAGGAAGCACCGAACACGGACCUCAAGCCCCCUCCUAUACUCCUACCCCAAUGACAUAGUCUUUGAUUUUGAGUCCGAGCCUGUGUUCCGAGGGUCGACUGCAGGGCUGUCGGCCACGCCCCCGGCCUCGCUGCCUGGCUCAUUGACCAAUGUGAAGGCUCCUCAGAAGUCUCCGUGUCCACAGAGAGAGAGGAAGUCAUCGUCCUCGUCUGACGACCGCAAUAAGAUGAAAACCCUGGGCAGACGGGACUCGAGUGACGACUGGGAGAUCCCAGAAGGUCAGAUCACCCUGGGUCAGAGGAUAGGAUCUGGAUCCUUUGGAACGGUCUUCAAGGGCAAGUGGCACGGCGAUGUGGCGGUGAAGAUGUUAAACGUUACAGCUCCCACCCCACAGCAGCUACAGGCCUUCAAGAACGAAGUGGGAGUCCUUCGGAAGACGCGUCACGUCAACAUCCUGCUGUUCAUGGGUUACACCACCAAGCCUCAGCUGGCCAUCGUGACCCAGUGGUGUGAGGGCUCCUCCCUCUACCACCAUCUGCACAUCAUAGAGACCAAGUUUGAGAUGAUCAAGCUCAUAGACAUCGCCCGGCAGACCGCACAGGGCAUGGAUUAUCUGCACGCCAAAUCCAUCAUCCAUAGAGACCUGAAGAGCAACAACAUCUUCUUACACGAGGAUCUAACCGUGAAGAUAGGAGACUUCGGCCUGGCCACAGUGAAGUCACGCUGGAGCGGCUCCCACCAGUUUGAACAGCUCUCUGGCUCCAUCCUGUGGAUGGCCCCAGAAGUGAUCCGUCUGCAAGAUAAGAACCCUUACAGCUUCCAGUCUGACGUUUACGCCUUCGGGAUCGUUCUCUAUGAGUUGAUGUCUGGGGCCUUGCCCUACUCCAACAUCAAUAACAGAGACCAGAUAAUCUUCAUGGUGGGUCGGGGCUACCUGUCUCCUGACCUCAGUAAGGUGCGCUCCAACUGUCCUAAAGCCAUGAGGAGGCUGAUGGCUGACUGUAUGAAGAAGAAGAGAGAGGAACGGGCCCUAUUCCCUCAGAUCCUGGCGUCCAUUGAGCUUCUGGCGCGUUCUUUACCCAAGAUCCACCGCUCCGCGUCGGAACCCUCACUGAACCGAGCCGGGUUCCAGACGGAGGACUUCAGCCUGUACGCCUGUGCCUCCCCCAAAACCCCUAUCCAGGGGGGAUACGGGGAGUUUUCAGCAUUUAAAUAAGCUGCUGAGCCAGAUCCCGCCAGUCCAUCCCUCGUCACUCUUCAACAAGUCUUGUGUUCCUGCGGUGGAUUACUUCAUCCAUUAACCAAAAACCAACAUACUAGUCUCAAAAGAACGUGCUGUUUUCUACUUUCCACAACCACGAAGAGACGGACGAGACGGCCUCUUCCUCUCUCCGCGUCUCAGGAGUUCUACAGACGAUGUCUCCGCUGGGGAAUCACCACAUCGGAAGGAAAACGACCAAAAUCUGAUUUAAAUAAAAAGGUAAAGUUGAAUGAGACACAACCAGAAAACACAAAUGAAGGAAGACACACUGAAGAAAUGUUCAACCAAACCAGAGGAAGAAGGGAAAUACUGUAAAAGGAGAGAACAGCACUUCUUGAUUGUAGGACUGAUGGAGGAGGAGUAUAACUGUUGAGAGCACAAGGACAGGAUUGGGGUUAGAAGUCGAAAGAGAGGUUAGAGGUCGAGGGUUUGGGCAGCACACCCUCUUUCUCACUACCCUCCCUGACGAAGAGGGCGGAGCUACAGGCACAGGAAACCACACUUUCUUUCCUGGCUGCUCAUUGGUUACCUGAGAUGAAGGGGCCAGGUCUAAGCCAAUCGCUGAUAAGCUGGCUCUCACGGGGGUGUAGUCGACCCUGUGGGAAGAGGACUUGAAAGAUUAAUUUAUUGGGAAAAAAAUCCCCAGUUCUUGUUUGUUUUGGGAUUUUAGGGAUAUGUGGGGGGGGUGCUGUUCUGCGUUUUUCUUUUUGACGAGAUCGUUCAUGUUUUUACUGUCACUACAAAGCAUUCCUACCCGGUGAUAGGCCACACACACACGAAUACACUCAACUCGCGCUUCACUGAAAGGACAUUCUGAGACUCUCCCUCAGUGCUCUCACACAUCUGUCCAUUUUCCAAUGAAGGAUGCUUUUCCACAUUUUGCCAGACUCCGGGAUCUCGCCUUGUCAUUUGCCUCAGCAAAACUCCACGUUAACCCCUGUUUGGAUCGUUUGAUAGCUUAUGUGGUAGUCGACCGGAAAAAAACGCUAACGUCCGCUUUCCAGGGAUACAGUAUGUUCAACCUAACUUCCGUUUCCCCUGAAAACCAGAAGUGGGGAACUCCGCUCGCUACGUUAGCGUCAUAAAUAACAGUAAAAAAAAAAAAAUCAGCCGAGGAUUGUUGUUUUGAAGGGAUGGCACAUCGUUUUUUUUAAUCAACAGGUCUGCUAGAAAGAAACUGUGAAUCUAAGAUGGCUGCCAGUGCCUCUUCAGACUUGGUGUUUGAGGGGGGAAAAAGAGCCCGAUCACAAUCCUCUAUUACGGAGUCUACAGAGGUGUGGAGGACGGGGAGUCUACAGAGGUGUGGAGGACGAAGAGUCUACAGAGGUGUGGAGGACGGAGAGUCUACAGAGGUGUGGAGGACGGAGAGUCUACAGAGGUGUGGAGGACGGAGAGUCUACAGAGGUGUGGAGGACGGAGAGUCUACAGAGGUGUGGAGGACGGAGAGUCUACAGAGGUGUGGAGGACGGAGAGUCUACAGAGGUGUGGAGGACGGAGAGUCUCUCUGACCGAAACGCCACACGUUUCACCAUUUUAUUUUGGAGGAGGGGGGGACUUUUUCUAGUGAGUUUGUACGAGGAAGGAUCGAAGCUACAAGAACAACCGUACAAUGGUACUCCCUCCUAGCUGAAGGUCAGAGUGAAGUCUCUACAGGAGUAACCAGGCGUCCCAAUAUUCCCGGUCAGAAGUAAAUGAUUGAAUAGGCUUCUGCUUUAGUCUAUAUGUUGGAUAGAAAACUGCUAUAGUCUUGAGGUUUUACAUUUGCAUUGUGCUGUUGUUACAAGUUUGGCUGUUCUCCCUCAACGAGACACGGCUUCUCGUCUCAGCUUGGCUACAUUCACAGAACACUAUCCAAUCAAACCCCCUCCCCUCCCACACACAUCUCUGAUUCUAUUGGUGAAUCGCUAAUCUGGGCAGUGCAUGUGAUUUAACCUACCAAUGAGACUUUCUCUCUUCUUGUCGUGGACUUUUUAAAUUAUUGCUUUUAUCACAGACGGAGGAAGCCAAAGCUCAAUUCACCUGUUGCACCUGUAAACAAGAUGGCUGCUAUCACGUACCUGCCUGCUGAGAGACUAGUGUGAUUUAAAUAGAUGUUUUGGGGGGGGGGGUUGGGUAAAGUUUCCCCUGGGCGGUGUUCUUGGGUCACUUUUGAAUUUCCCUCACCAUUGGUUAAGGUUCUGAUUGGGGUAGGGGUAGCUGAUCCUAGACCUGUACCAAGGGGAGACUUCACUCCGAAGCUGUGUUUUGGGGGAUUGAAAUGGAAUCUGUGUCUGAUUUUUAUGCCUGUCCUUUCUAUCGUCACGCAGCUAUAUUUGUCAUUCCAGUGUGUCGAAAGGUCCAAGGAGCUGUUUUUUACUUAUCUUUUGUUCAUGUCGUUUUGCCUUUAUUUUGUUGACAGGCAGGCCUGCAAAAAUAUUGACUGAUUUGUUAAUGACAUUUUAUGAAUUGUCUUUAUUGAGACCGGGAGAGAGCUUCUUCUUUUAUUUUAAAGCCAUCUGUCUUGUUUUAACUCCUUGUGUCUUUGAGAGAGAUGUUUCCAAGAAGCAAAAAUAGCGACUUCCCUUUUUAUUUUUAUUUUUAAAAAUUAAAUUUGUUUAUUAACCAAUAAAUCCCGUCACAACAUGAA
Molecule: messenger RNA, 5179 nt
Organism: Salvelinus fontinalis (brook trout)
Lineage: Eukaryota; Metazoa; Chordata; Actinopteri; Salmoniformes; Salmonidae
Product: serine/threonine-protein kinase B-raf-like
Exons: 19
Coding region: 43-2508 (821 amino acids)
Biological process (GO): signal transduction; protein phosphorylation
Cellular component (GO): cytosol; mitochondrion; plasma membrane
Molecular function (GO): protein kinase activity; ATP binding
Source: RefSeq, a predicted model, not a curated record